This is a messenger RNA of Plutella xylostella (diamondback moth), 1013 nucleotides long. The record is from RefSeq and is a predicted model, not a curated record. NCBI's taxonomy places the organism in Eukaryota, Metazoa, Arthropoda, Insecta, Lepidoptera, Plutellidae.
AUGUCUGGAGCGGUGACCCUCGCCACCGGCACGCCCUCCCCGAAGCAGCCCGCGCGCGACGCCCCGCAACAACGAGUCGAAUUCGACUACGAGUUCGAAUCCUCACCAGCUCACGAACCCCAGGAAUCCGCCAGCCAUUAUGACACCUACAUCCAGGACGUACAAGCCGCUGCUACUGGCAAGAAGGGUUUCAGUCAAGGCAGUGGGUUGAGGUCCAUAGCUGUUGGUUCAGCGAAUCAAGCGAAGACAGCGCUAGGCAACCAAAACGCUGCAGCGCAUCAAGCGGCGUACGUAGCUAAGAACACGCUAGCGCAAUCCGCUGCGCAGUCGAGCGCUACAGCGCAGGCGGCGCUGGCGGGCAAGCAGGUGAUCCUGUCGGGGCUGGAGCAGCAGGUCCGGGACGCGAAGGUCGGGCUCCAGGGGGAGGAGAUGCAGCUGCAGCAGGCCAAGAGAGCGGCGCAGGCGGCGGCCAAUGCUGCGCAGCAGGCUAUGCAUCAGGUGAACGUGAUCCAAGCGGCCCUAAACGCCGCACAAGCCACCUCCGAGAACGCCAACGAGGCAGCAUCCCAGGCGGCGGGCGAGCUGGGCGCGCAGACCGCCAUGGUGGGCGCGGCGCGGCAGCGGCUGCACGCGCUGCAGGAGCAGCUGCACGGGGUGCGCCUGGACUUCGAGGCCACGCAGGCCGCGGCUAGGAAGGCACAGACGGCAGCACAACAGGCUCAAGCGAACGCAGCACAGGCGGCGGCCAAAGCAGCAGCGGCGGGCCUCUCCGCCGGUGGCAGCCACGACUCCUCACAGGAAGGUACGAUCUACGAGGAAUAUGCUGCAUCAGCUCCGCAGCCCGCCACGGCAUCGGCAGCCAAAACCACCAAGCAAACGAAACACCAGAAACUGCCCCCCAUUCCCGUGCCUGUUGAAGGGUUCUCGUGGGAACAGUCGAACUUCAAACACUAGUAACGGUUUAGGUUAGGCGUAGAUGCUCUCGGGUUUUUCAGUGGCCGCCAUUUUGUUUU